AUGAACAUUCUUAGUUGGAAUUGCCGGGGCUUGGGCGGCCCGAGUGCAAUUCCUAAUUUGCGGAAGCUUGCCCGAGAACAUAAGCCGGAUAUUUUAUUCUUGUCUGAAACAUUAUCUCAUGCUAGACACCUUGAACCUAUUCGGGUCACGUUAGGUUACGAUUCUUGUCUGGCUAUUGAUGUGGAGGGGCAGAGUGGAGUUCUGGCGGUGUUCUGGAAGGAUAAUAGUAAAUGUAGCGUCUUAAACUAUUCGAGAAAUUUUAUUAAUAUGUUAGUGGAGGAUGAGCAGAAGGGGGAGUGGAGGUUAACAUGUUAUUAUGGAUACCCGGAGCGUAGUAGACGGAGACAUGCAUGGAAUCUGUUGCGAGAGUUAGUUAAUGUGUCCCCUGCACCCUGGUGUAUAAUUGGUGAUUUUAAUGAUCUACUUUCACAGGAGGAUAAAAAGGGCAUUCACCCACAUCCCAAUUGGUUGUGUAUGGGAUUCAGACAAGCUAUCGCUGACUGUAAUUUAAUCGAUAUUCCUCUUGCAGGACACCCAUUUACUUGGAUCAAAAGUCGAGGUACACCUCAUGUUAUUGAAGAGCGGUUGGAUAGAGCUAUGGCUAGUACGAGUUGGCUGCAUCUCUUUCCUGACGUAAGACUAUCUAACCUCUUGGCCUCACAUUCAGAUCAUAGUCCAAUUCUACUUCAAUGCUCUCCUACUAUAACAGUCCGAUUCAAUGGCUCCUUUCGGUUUGAGAAUAAAUGGUUGAAGGAACCAGAUUUGGAAGAGACGGUGAUUGAUGGUUGGGGUGCGAAUGACAAUGUUGCGAUAGUUGAUCGUGUUGCGCGGUGUGCUAACAAGUUACAAAGGUGGGGCAAAAGGAAAAGAGUGAAGUUUAAACAGGAGAUUUAA
Trifolium pratense (red clover) is the source of this 894-nucleotide messenger RNA. RefSeq lists its product as uncharacterized. The transcript has a single exon. The record is from RefSeq and is a predicted model, not a curated record. Lineage: Eukaryota; Viridiplantae; Streptophyta; Magnoliopsida; Fabales; Fabaceae. Gene Ontology annotation, molecular function: catalytic activity. The coding region runs from base 1 to 894 and encodes 297 amino acids.